Molecule: messenger RNA, 3489 nt
Organism: Verticillium alfalfae VaMs.102
Lineage: Eukaryota; Fungi; Ascomycota; Sordariomycetes; Glomerellales; Plectosphaerellaceae
Exons: 4
Coding region: 1-3489 (1162 amino acids)
Biological process (GO): endosomal vesicle fusion; autophagy; vesicle-mediated transport
Cellular component (GO): cytoplasm; fungal-type vacuole membrane
Source: RefSeq, a predicted model, not a curated record
AUGGCUUCUGAUGAUCCCGUCAAGGAGCAAUCGCCCCGACAGCUUGACUUGGCCCGCCUCCAGGACGGGCCUUAUGUCCUACGAACCCUUCUGGAAGAUGUACCCCUCUCGGCGGAUGGUCCCGUGACAGACGUGAAGAUCAACUGUGUCGAAUAUUUUGACCACAACUUAUACGUAGGAACGAGCGCAUCUGAGCUACUUCACUUCGUCCAAAUCCCGCCCGACCCCUCCGAUCCCUCUGGCCGACCAACCUUUAUCCUGGCGUCCCGACUCCAGCCUCCCUUUGCUGAGACCAACAAUACGAAGCCAGGUGUGCAGCAGAUCUUGCUGCUGCCCCGAGUGUCCAAAGCAUGCAUCCUGUGCAACUGGACCGUCACUUUCUACUCCUUGCCUGAACUCAGCCCUGUCUUUGGCACUACACAGGUCAAGAACUGCAACUGGGUCGGCGGUGUUGACCUGAACGACCCGCAAGAUGACCCCGACGCCGACGAUCCGGUCACAAUAUUACUGUCCCUCAACCGUAGAAUCCAGGUGGUACGGAUAGGUGAUGAUCCCAGGGCUAUCAAGAACAUAGAUGUCGGCGGUAGCACUAUUUCCGUCCGUCGUGACACAAUCGCCUGCGUGGCAGAUUCCAGGAGCUACUCCUUACUGGACGUCACCCGGCAGCUCAAGAUCCCGCUUAUGACCAUAUCGUCUCUCGAUGACUCCCAACCCGGCGGAGAGAUCGGUCAGGCUCAGAACAUUGCCGGCAGCGUUGAAGGGGGUAUCUUGCGAAGCGUUUCUGCCGUGCAGAACAGGCCGCUGCAGGCAGCCCAAGCCCAGGGCCAUAGCAGAAGCACGAGUCUAGGGGGGAGCUUGCCUCUUCGGCCCUCGGAUUCAUCACCUCCCACACCCUCUGCUAGCCCACGACCGCCGCAUGGCCCCCAUUUGCCGCCGCCUUCAGAAAACGACAAGCCCUUGCCUGAAGCGCCAACUCAAGAGGCGCAGGAGGCACCGCCAGCUUCAGAGCCCGCUGCGCCUCCGAAGGCCAAGCCCGUUUUCCUCAAGCCGCACAUUGUGUCACCGACGCCUGACGAGUUCUUGCUUGUUACAGGCACAGGGCUCUCAGAGCCGGGUAUCGGCCUAUUUGUCAAUCUAGACGGUGACCCUACGAGGCCCACUGUUGAGUUUGAGCGUUACCCCCGCGAGGUUGUUGUGGAUGGGGGCUCAUCCGAUCUGGCGUCAUCACAGACAUCGCCCAGUGAUGCAGAGGAGGGCUAUCUACUCGCUUCGAUGGCAAGGGAGGUUGACAAAGAAAUGCGCCACGGUAUCGAGAUUCAGAGAUGGGACGGCGAUGGGAGUGAGCCCGACAAUUCAAAAUUCUGGCUUGAAGCUGAAUCAAUACCCGGCAUCGAACAAGCGAGUGUAACACUGGGAAUCCGAUCUAUGAUUGGCGAAGAAGAGACGCACUUUUCCGAGAUCGUGGACAGGAUAUGCCAGCGAAAGUUCUCGCCUUUCUCCCUGGGCAGUUUGGAGCCUUCGACAUUGUCCCUUAAGAGUGCAGACUCGCGUACUGCCUCGUCUCUAGAGCGUGUAUCAAGGGAACGCGAAUUGUUCGACAGAGACAAUGAUACGCAGAGGAAGGAGUCACUGCCUGAUGGAUGGCAGAGCAGUCGGAAUGCCGAAGAAGAGGCAUUUGUAGCGCGCUUCGCGAAGACGCAAUCCCGAGUGGCCGUGUGGGCUGGAAACCACAUCUGGUGGGCGGUCCGUAACCCGAUUCUUCUCCAGUUGGAGGCUCGCAUCGACGCUGCUUGUACACACGACGGGGAGACUGGCCGCAUAGCCUUGGAUCGCCGUGCAGUGUUCACAGCGUUGAAUUCCAUAAGAGGAAGAGAGCCCAAGACGGAAUUAGAGUUUGUGACGUUCAGCUACAUCCGCCAACGAGCGGCUGUGUUGCUGUUUGGUGAUCUGCUACAGCCGAGCGAUGAUUCCUUCUCAGACGGAGAAGUCAAGGCGCUCGAGGAGGUACUCCUGGACAGUGCUCUCGACGCACGCGUUAUUUUAUCACUGGUACCAGGACUUCAAAAUGAAAUCAUCGAGAGUAAGAGGGGGACAUGGGUCUUUAGCGGCGUCAAGAAGGCUGCUGAGCAGUAUCUGCGAAGCCACUCAUUUGAUCGAAGUCAGCACACCCUUGGGAGCCUGGAUGCCCGUGUCAUUCAAUUCUUGCGCCGGUUCCUAGGAUCAUGGAGAAAGAAGAAGGAUUUUGGCAGUAUUCCCGACAAGGAAGAAGUUCUGCGCUCCGUAGAUGCGGCGCUUCUGAUCGUGCUGCUCGAACUGGAUCGAGAUGCACCCAAGGGCAUCGCCCGCAGCAGCACAACGAUCAGAGCCGAACUGAACGAAGUUGUGGACAAGGGCGUCGACUGCUUCGAUCGGGCUGUGUCGUUACUCGAAUCCUACCACCGACUUUUCGUCCUGAGCCGACUCUACCAAAGUCGUAAGAUGGCUGGCGACGUGUUGGCUGUCUGGCGGCGCAUCAUAGAGGGUGAACGUGAUGAUGGCGGCGAGCUGCGCGACGGCGAGCAGCGAGUUCGCGAAUAUCUUAUGAAGAUCAACAGCCAGGCGCUCGUGCAAGAGUAUGGCCUCUGGCUGGCCAACCGCAACCCUAAACUGGGUGUCCAGGUCUUCGCAGAGGACAAGGGAAGAGCGCCAAGGUUCGAGCCUACAACCGUUGUGGCUUUGCUUCGCGCCGAAGCUCCUACCGCGGUCAAGUAUUACCUGGAGCAUCUCGUCUUCGGAAAAGGCCACACUGGCUACGUCAACGACCUGAUCACAUACUAUCUCGACAUUGUCACUGGCGAAUUGCAUUCCUCGCAGACAAGCAGAGAAGCGUUUGCGGCCACGAUGAUGAGGUAUGGCAGAGCCGUCUGCGGUUGCUGCAACUCCUGGGCGGCACAGAAGACUACGAUGCCGCCACGGUCCGUGCCAGCAUCGAGUCUCUGCCCGGCGAGCUGCUUGUUCCCGAGAUCAUCAUUCUCGAUGGCCGAGAACGACGCCCACGAAGACGCGAUCCGGCUGCUCGUCCACAAACUGGGUGACUUCGACACGGCCGUGUCGUACUGCCUGCGUGGUGGAUCGAGCAUCUACACGCCGCUGUCACGCGGCAGGAAGGACAGCAUGCCGACGCACGAGAUGCAGGCGCGCCUGUUCCGCGCCGUGCUGGGCGAGUUCCUCACGAUUGCGGAUGUGAGCGAACGCGUCGAACAGACGGGCGCGCUGCUCGAGAGAUUCGGUGGCUGGUUCGAGAUUGAUGACAUUCUGGGCCUCAUUCCGGACGGGUGGUCCGUCGACAUUGUGGCCGGGUUCCUCGUCAGGCGGCUGCGGCGGCUCAUGCAGGAGAAACACGAGAGCUCCGUCAUGAAGGCCUUGAGCUCGGCCGAGAACUUGCGGGUCAACCAUGAGCUGAUUGUCCGGAUCGACGAGAUGGGCCCGACCAAUGAAGCAGCACAGUGA